Molecule: messenger RNA, 420 nt
Organism: Cladocopium goreaui
Lineage: Eukaryota; Dinophyceae; Suessiales; Symbiodiniaceae
Source: the annotation of a GenBank genome assembly
AUGGACGUUGAAGGGCUUGCCAAAGAAUGGGAUGCCAUAGAAGAAGUUCGUGAACGUCUGAGGGCCGGUAAGAAAUUGUAUGAUCACCCCCUUGAUCAAAAGUGGGCUGAACCUAACCGUGCCAAUUGUGUAGCCAACGCGGCUGCUUUGAAACCAGUUCUUACUCGUCUUCGGGAAGAUCCCAAGCAUACCCUGCCGUACUUGGAGCCCUUGAGUGCGGAGAUCAUGGCUUUCUACAAGAAAGCCAAGGCAGUAGUUUCUGACGACAAAGUGAUCUACAAGACUGCGGUGGAAACCAAGAAACUCGCAGGUUUCGUGAAAAGAAGAUCCAAUCCGACCCGUCAAGAGUUCACUAAGGACGUCAAGUUCCAUGAGUUGCUGCUCCUGUAUGACCCAAGUCUUAAGGACACAGGUUCAUAA